This is a messenger RNA of Polyodon spathula (Mississippi paddlefish), 1593 nucleotides long. Its product is annotated as zona pellucida sperm-binding protein 3-like. Lineage: Eukaryota; Metazoa; Chordata; Actinopteri; Acipenseriformes; Polyodontidae. The transcript is spliced from 14 exons. Gene Ontology annotation, biological process: egg coat formation; positive regulation of acrosome reaction; binding of sperm to zona pellucida. The record is from RefSeq and is a predicted model, not a curated record. Gene Ontology annotation, cellular component: extracellular matrix. Gene Ontology annotation, molecular function: acrosin binding. Bases 1 to 1593 code for a protein of 530 amino acids.
AUGUUCCGUCAGUGGUUAUCAUCUCCCUCUGGGACGGAGAGGGGCAGCACCCUGAGCAAGGUCGCAGGAGGAGGGCAGAGGCUACAUCAGCAGCAGAUGGGAGGCAGUCCAGUCCAGCACAGCAACCCCAUGAACCCCCAACAGCAGCAACAAACGUCCCAGUCUCCACAUCUCCAGGGCCAGCCCCAGCCUUCCUCAAUCAUCCACCAAGUGUGCUCUCCCCCACAUGCAGCCCCAGCCCUCCCCUCAUCACGUCUCCCCGCACCCCCCGCCCACAUGGUGGUGCCUCAGCAGCAGCCGCUGGUAAACUCUGGUAAACUCCAUGGAUUGAGUCCUUUCGAACCGUCCGAACAGAACCCAGUGCUGAUGAGCCCUGCGAUGGGGGGCAGGAUCCGUCGGGACUUCUUCACCCGUCUAGCAGUAGGUAACGGGGAGCAGCGGCAGGUGGACACAGAUGCCUGUGCACAGGGAAUCCCACCGGAGGGGCUCUAUGACGACGUUGGGAGGCGUGGCACGGAGGGGCCCGCUGCUGACUGGUGGCUGGUGGGCAAACUCGACAGCGGGGACAAGGCAGGUCCAGCCUCAAGGAGUAAUAACGCUAUCCCAACCUGUAGUGUGGACUCUGUCAGUGUGAGGGUGUUGCUGAACAUUGGGCAGGCUCUUCCCCUGGACCCCAAAGGCUUUCUAUUGGGAAGCUGCUCUCCGUCCACCAGCAGCUAUAACACUGUGCAGUUCCAAUCUGGGCUGCUUGACUGCAGCUUUAUGCGCAUGGUUACUGCCAAUGUCACCAGUUACAUGAAUGUGUUGAUGUACCAGCCCACCCAGAGUGGCUUCUACCAGACUCCAUUCACUCAGGCCAUUGUGUGCACCUACACCAAACCUGCUGGCUGGACUCCUCCAGUGUAUAACCCUGCACUUGGGGAUGCUUCUGGGUUUGGGAAGCUGGAGUUUACCAUGGGGAUUAUGAAUGAUGGAUUCUCAGCUCCACGCACCUCCAGUCUGUUCUUCCUGGGGUCCCCCAUCUUCAUUGCAGCUGCAGUGAAGCAACAAUUCCACAUGCCGCUGAUGGUCUACAUAGAAGAGUGUGUCGCUGCCAGCACUCCAGAGCUGAGCCCUUCAAGCCAGACCUACCCGCUCAUCACCAACCAUGGAUGCUUUGUAGAUGGCCAGGCUGCUAACUCCAGGUUUCUGCCCCGAGUCCAGACCUCUGAGAUCCGUCUGGUUGUCCAGGCCUUCAAGUUUACCCAACUGAACACAGACGUCUAUAUCCACUGCCGGUUGCUGGCCUGGGACCCUGCCCAGCUCAAUGACCCGACAAAGAAAGCUUGUUCAUUCAACCAAAGAACCAGGAGGUGGGAGCUCCUGGAUAACCCUGGUCAGAGCUCUGUGUGCAGCUGCUGCACUUCCUCCUGCAAUAUGAGGAAGAGGAGGCACACUGCUGAAGAUGGGCUGAGACACACUGCAGUGCUGGGACCCCUGAGGAUCCUUCCUGAAGAGCUGUCUGCUGGCAUCCAGGAAUUCUACCAGAGGAGUCCUGCUCUGUCACUGGAGGAACCCCAGCAGGCUCUGGCCUGGCUGCUCCACUGCUCCUGA